This is a messenger RNA of Pseudogymnoascus verrucosus, 2376 nucleotides long. RefSeq lists its product as uncharacterized. Gene Ontology annotation, cellular component: mitochondrion. The transcript is spliced from 3 exons. The coding region runs from base 118 to 2175 and encodes 685 amino acids. The record is from RefSeq and is a predicted model, not a curated record. NCBI's taxonomy places the organism in Eukaryota, Fungi, Ascomycota, Leotiomycetes, Thelebolales, Thelebolaceae.
GUCGGUACUCCACUCCCGGAUGACAGCACUUCUAUCGAGAAUUCUACCGCGGCGCAUUCAUGGAGAGCGGUUGAUUCUUUCUUUAGGCCAGCCCAUGGUCAUCAUCUUUUCGCGGUGAUGAGGCCUAUUCUUUCGUUCAGCCGACUGUGUCUCCGGCAAGGUCUAUCACAGAUUCGACCCUCAAUCGCCCGUCAAGCCCGCACCUACGGGACCACCGCGAACCGCUUUGCGACAGCAAGAGCCCAAUUCCGUCGGCCACCGAACAAUGGAGGCAAACUGCUGCUGGCCUCGGUGGCAGCGUUGACGCCCGCGUUUUUCGUGCAGCUCUCCGAGCAGGAUAACGAUGGCACCGACAAUACCGGGGAGGAACGGAUGCUGGAGGCUUCGCGGGAGGAGAUAGAAAAGAAGCUGUCUGACGACGACGAGGGGAUUUUCCGGAUAUUCAAAGGCAUAAUUCUCUUCCUCGACCUGAAUAUAUGGGAGCCGCUGUGCACUGGGUUCAGAUUCCUGCACUUGGUUAUAAUAUUCGUCCCUGUGAUCGCUGCCGUGCCUUUGAUUUGGAUUGGACAGAGACAGGCCGAGCAAGACCACGAGAGGUCGGGAACGCUACUAUGGUAUCGAUUCCUCGUCAACUCGAUGGAGCGCGCCGGCCCAGCUUUUAUUAAACUAGGCCAAUGGGCCGCAUCCCGUUCCGACAUAUUCCCAACCCAGAUGUGCGAGAUGAUGUCCCAACUACACUCCAACGCACCCGCACACUCUCUCCACGACACAAAGCGCAUCAUCCGACGCGCCUUCGACCACCGCCCAUUCGAAGAUAUCUUCGAGGAGUUCGAGGAGCAGCCCCUCGGCGUCGGCGCAAUCGCGCAAGUCUACAAAGCAAAGCUAAAGCCCGACCUCGCCGUGCCAGGCGACCCGGAUCUGGCUGACCACAUCGAGUUCCGCAAGACCGUGCGCCAUAAUGUGGACACCCUCAUCAAGAAGACCCCGCAGCGCGUGCCGUCCAACUACGUCGCGAUCAAAGUGCUGCAUCCAGGCGUCGAGCGCCUCGUGCGCCGCGACCUGUGGAUUAUGGGAUUCUUCGCUAGCGUACUCAAUGCGAUUCCUACGAUCGAGUGGCUCUCUCUACCCGACGAAGUAUCGCAGUUUGCGUCUAUGAUGCGCCUCCAACUGGAUCUGCGCAUCGAAGCUACCAAUCUCCUCCUUUUCCGCCGCCACUUCGCCGACCGCACCACGGCGUGGUUCCCAUACCCCCACACGGCCUUCACAACUCGCCAGGUCCUCGUCGAGGAGUUCGCCCAAGGUAUUCCCCUCGCGGACUUCAUGGAAAACGGCGGCGGCGUCUUCCAAGAGGCCAUCGCGAACGAAGGCCUCGACGCCUUCCUACGCAUGCUCCUCAUCGACAACUUCGUCCACGCCGACCUGCACCCCGGCAACAUAAUGGUGCGCUUCUACCAGUCAUCAAAACCCCACCUCCCCUUCUCAAGUAACGGCCCCGACCCCGCCACCGCCACGGACGUCACCGAGACAGUCCUAGAGCGCCUCCGCCCCUACCGUAAACGUCGCGACAAGACAGGCUGGGAAGACGAGCUCGCGCGCAUCGACGCCGCUGGCUUCCGGCCGCAGUUGAUAUUCAUCGAUACAGGUCUCGUGACGGAGCUGAACGCUACGAACCGCCGCAACUUCCUCGACCUCUUCAAGGCGGUCGCAGAGUUCGACGGUUACCGCGCGGGACACCUCAUGUGCUCGCGCUCGCGCCAGCCCGAGGCCGUGCUAGAUCAGGAAAUCUUCGCGCUGAAGAUGCAACAUCUCGUGCUGUCUGUCAAAUCACGAACACUGGCGCUGGGGAGCAUGCGUAUAGGAGAUAUCCUGCAUGAGGUUCUCCAGAUGGUGCGCGCGCAUCACGUGCGCAUGGAGGGGGACUUUAUAAAUGUCGUUCUCAGCAUCCUGCUCUUGGAGGGUAGUGGUAGGCAGCUAAAUCCGGAUAUCGAUUUAUUGUCUAGUGCGCUGCCGAUCCUGAGACAGCUCGGGGCGCAGAGUGGUGGUGGGAUGCUGAGACAGGGGGAUUUCAGUAUGUUGAAGGUCUGGGCUGGGUUGGAGGCGAGGAAGUUCAUGCAAGCCAGUGUUGAGGAUGUUGAGCGUGCGGUGAAAUAUGACCAGCUCUCACCGAAUGUAUGAGUGGCUACAUUAUGGAUAUUUAAUUGGUAAGUAGGGUAUAACUGCACGGUGCCGGCAAUACGGUCGGGGAUAUGUAUAUAGGCGUUUUGGUAUAGGCAUUCAUCUCAGGUUGGCGAGAGGAAGGGUGGUAAGGGGAUAACAUAGUAAUGUAAAUACUCCACUAUAUAUAGACGAGAUAGACGGGGAAUACAUAUAUACCCA